Messenger RNA from Daktulosphaira vitifoliae (grape phylloxera), 4327 nucleotides. RefSeq names its product UDP-N-acetylglucosamine--peptide N-acetylglucosaminyltransferase 110 kDa subunit-like. The record is from RefSeq and is a predicted model, not a curated record. Lineage: Eukaryota; Metazoa; Arthropoda; Insecta; Hemiptera; Phylloxeridae. The coding region runs from base 230 to 3727 and encodes 1165 amino acids. The transcript has 7 exons. Gene Ontology annotation, molecular function: protein binding; protein N-acetylglucosaminyltransferase activity. Gene Ontology annotation, biological process: protein O-linked glycosylation.
CUAUAUUAGACGAUUUAUAUACUAUAUUAAUAUUUUUAGAUUAACUAAAUAAUAGAAUAAUUGUUUUAAAAUAAAUUUGUACUUUAAAGUCCAAUUCUAGUAAACUAUUUAUCGCAUAGGUGUCAAUAGACUCUUUCACUCUGAAAAAUGUGAAUUAUUUCUUUUAUGUAUUUUAAGUAUUCUUUUAUGAAUAUACAUGAAAAUUUUUUAAUUUAGCGUUAAUACCAAAAUGGAUAUAUUUUGUGAAAAACAUAUAAAAUGUGAGGCACCUAUUACAAUUAUUGCUGAAAUAUUAUCUAAGUUAUUUAAUGUACAGUAUGAAAAAAUAAUAGGAGAAUUCAAACAGCUAGGUUUUUCUCAAAUAAAAGAUUUAGCUGGAACAACAUUAAGUAAAGCUAGUUCCUUGUCAUUAGAUGGUGAUCCAUUAGCUAAACUGUAUAAAGCAAUUCAAAAGUAUGAUGAACAGUGUACUGAGCGUUUGAAAACUGCAAAAUUGGAGUACUUUCAAGACAACUUUACCAAAACUAAAGAAUUAUGUGAAGAAAUUUUAUCACAUCAACCAAUUGAUUUAGAUACUUUUAUUUUAUUAGCUGCAGUUCAUUUUAAGUGCAAACAAUAUGAUCUGUCUUUUAAAUACUUGAAGGAAGCAUUGACACAAAAUUUUAAUGCACCCGAAAUUUUUUGUAACAUUGGAUCAAUAUAUUGGAAGAAAUGUCAAUUAGGAAAUGCCUUAGAAUGUUAUUAUAGAGCAAUUUGCCUUAAAAAAAGUUAUAUAGAUGGCUGGAUUAACUAUGUUGAAGGAUUAGUUUUGGCUGGUGAUAAAGUUCAAGCAUCUUUAGCAUAUUCUAUGAUUCUAGCUUACAAACCAGAAUUAUACAAAGUGAGAAAUAACUUUGGAAAAUUACUUGUUUCAUUAAAUAAAUUAGAAGAAGCUGAAUAUCAUUAUAUAUUGGCUAAAAAGACUGAACCAAAUUUUUCUGAUACUUGGAAUAAUCUAGGAGCAUUAUAUUUCAAUAAUGGUAAAAUUGAUCAAGCUAUAAGUCACUUUGAAGUAGCAUUGAAAUGUAAUGAAAAGUCAGUAUCUGCUUGGCUUAAUUUGGGACUCUGUUAUUUAGAAUCCAAUGAUUACACAAAGACUAUUGAUAUUUUACAAAAAACUAUAAAUCUAUCACCUGAUAAUACUAUUGCUUUAAAAUAUUUAGCACAUGCCUACUUAUUUGAUGAUAAACCUCUUUUUGCUAUUGAUAAUCUUACCAAAUGUUUAGAAAUAGACAUUCAAAAUGCUGAUUUACAUCUGGAAUUAGGCUUAAUUUAUUUUACAAAAAUUAAUAACUACAAAGAAGCAGAAAUCUCUAUUAAACACUGCAUAGAACUAGAUCCUAUGUAUGAUAUUGCCUAUAAAUAUCUUAUUGCAAUUUAUGAAGUCCAAAAAGACUUUAAAAAUGCUUCAAAUAUAGCAAUAUCCUUAGGGGACAUGCAUUUUGAUUCUAAGAAAUAUGAAUCUGCUAGAAAUGCCUACACUACUAGUUUAUGUUUUAAUCCUGAUAAUGCUGAUGGUCAUUGGAAGCUAGGUUUAACAUUAUAUAUGAUGGGACAUCUUUGCAAUGCUUUUCCUAGGUAUAGAAAAGCCAUAGAGUUGAGACCAAACUUUCCUGAUGCUUACUGUGAUUUAGCGUUACUUUAUGAGACAAAUGGAUUAACUCAAAAAGCUAUUGAAUAUUACAAAAUGGCUGUACAACUUGAGCCAUAUCAUCUAAAUGCACUUCAUAACUUGGCUUUGUUGAAACAUAAACUAGGUCACUUAGAUGAUGUUGUUGAUCUUUAUACACAAAUUCUUGAUCAUAAUGAUGUAGAUUCUUUUGAUCUACAUUUUGAAUUGGCAAAUAUAUUGUAUAAAGAAAUGAAUGAUCUUAAUCAAUCUUAUUUUCAUUACAAAAGAGCAGUUGAAAUUGAUAAUACAUCACUAGAAGCAUAUCUUAAUAUGGGUAAUAUACUAAUUGAAAUGAAAGAAGGUGAAAAAGCAAUUGAAUGUUUUAAUAAAGCUAUUCAAUUAGAACCCAAUUGUUUUAUUGCCUACACUAAUAUAGGAUCUAUCAAUAAGGAUAAAGAAAAUUAUCAUGAAGCAAUUUGCUCAUAUGAAAUGGCUCUUAAAAUAAAACCAGAUUUUCCUGAUGCUUAUUGUAACCUUGUACAAUGCCUCCAAUAUAUUUGUGAUUGGUCAAAUUAUGAAGUUCGUAAUGCAAAACUGAAGGAUAUUAUUUUAAAACAACUUUCUCAGAACAAAGUUCCCUCUUUAUUGCCACAUCAUUCCAUAUUGUAUGACUUUUCACCUGAUGUUCAUAAACAGAUUGCUUUAAAACAUGCAGACCUUUGCAUUAAGAAAGUAUGUAAGUUAUCAAACAAUAAAGUGUAUGAGCAUCCAAAAAGUUUAACUUCUGAUGAUCGUAUUCGUGUGGGAUAUGUAUCAUCAGAUUUUGGUGAUCAUCCAACAUCUCAACUAAUGCAGACCAUACCAAGUAUUCACGACAGAAAUAAAGUUGAAGUUUAUUGCUACUCUUUAUCCUCAAGUGACAAUUCAUUUUCAUGGUAUAAAAUUUCUAAGGGUGCUGAUUAUUUUGUGGAUAUAUCUUAUAUGACUUCAAUUGCAGCUGCAAAUCAAAUUUAUAAUGAUGGUAUACACAUUCUAGUAAAUAUGAAUGGUUAUACUAGAGGUGCUCGUAAUGAAAUUUUUGCUUUACGACCUGCUCCUAUUCAAGUUAUGUGGCUAGGUUAUCCAAGUACAAGUGGUGCACCAUUUAUGGAUUAUUUUAUCUCAGAUGUAAUAUGUUCCCCUCAAGAAUUACUCCAUUUUUACACUGAAAAAGUGGUAUAUUUAAAUCGUUCAGUGUAUACUGGUGAUCAUAAACAAAUAUUCAACAAUUUAAAUUCUCGUAUUAUAACUGACGUUAGAGCUGAUGUACAAUUAAGUACUUCAUCUCUAAAUAAUUUUAAUGAAAAUAGUCCUAAGGAAAUACAUUUAAAUUUACCAGUUAACAGUACUACUCAGUCCAUGUACAGUGUUCAAAUACUUUCUGAUCAAACUGUGAAGUACUAUACAAGACAACAGUAUAAUUUACCUGAAGAUGCUACUGUUUUUUGUAAUUUUAGUCAGUUAUAUAAAAUAGAUCCUAAUACUUUACAUUUAUGGAUUACUAUUUUGAAUAAUGUACCUGGUUCUGUUUUAUGGUUGUUACGUUUUCCAGCAGCUGCAGAAGAGAAUAUAAAAAAAUCGGCUAAAGAAUUAGAGUUUGAUUCUUCUCGUAUAAUAUUUAGUGAUUUAGUGCCAAGAGAAGAACACUUGAGACGUGCCCAAUUAGGUGAUAUAUUUUUAGAUACACCAUUAUGCAAUGGACAUACAACUUGCCUAGAUGCUUUAUGGGCAGGUAUACCUGUUGUAACCAAGAAAGGAAAAACAUUUUCAUCUAGAGUAGCAGCCUCACAACUAACAACACUGGGACAAAAUGAUCUUAUUGCAAAUAAUGAUAUUGAAUACAUCUCUAUUGCAACUAAAUUAGGCAUUAAUAAGAAAUAUCUAGAAUCUGUACGGGCAAAUAUUUGGACAUUAAGAACAGAAAGCAAACUUUUUGAUUGCAAAAAUUAUUCUGAUCAAUUAGAAAUACUUUACAAAAAUGUAUGGGAUAAAUAUGUGACUGAACAAUCAACUAAACACCUAAAUGGUCUUGUGUAAUAUAGAAUAAAGAAUAGCAUAUUGCAUUGUCAUAAAACUUAAACAAUUUUUAAAGUAUUAUUCUCUUUUAAAUUUAUCUUAUAGAAGACAAUUUGUUAAAUAAAUAUAAGUCAACAAGCAAUAAUUAUGAUUGUAAAGAUACUUAUUAUCUUUAUUGGUAAUCUCUACCAUAAAAAAUAAUUUUUAUAUUAAUUGCAAUUUAUAAUCUUUGUUGACUCAUAAAUUAAACUUAUAACUCCAGAUAUUAAAUAAAUGAUUAUCAAUUAUAAGAUUUAAUGUUGUAAAUAACACUAAGUUUUAGAGUCUUUAUUAAAGUAUAUAUAAAUAUAUAUUAUUACAUUUUGUCAUUUACAAUAUUUAAAAGAGUUUUGCAAUAAUAUGUUUUGGUUACAUUAAAUAAGGUUAGCAGCUAUAUUGUCUUUAGGAAAUUUAGUAGGUUAACUCAUUAAAUCAGGGUCUGGUCCGAGAAAAUAUAUUUUAAUCCAAUGUUAGCAGAGUUCUUUUUAUUAUUUAUUGUUAUGAUAAGUAUUUGUUUUUUUGAAACAAAAUUAUCCAGUAUAUGUUAUAAAAACUUAUUAAUAAAAGGUAAUUGUUUAAGUA